Molecule: messenger RNA, 2983 nt
Organism: Eublepharis macularius
Lineage: Eukaryota; Metazoa; Chordata; Lepidosauria; Squamata; Eublepharidae
Gene: PRELP
Product: proline and arginine rich end leucine rich repeat protein
Exons: 3
Coding region: 138-1244 (368 amino acids)
Cellular component (GO): extracellular exosome
Molecular function (GO): heparin binding; protein binding
Source: RefSeq, a predicted model, not a curated record
CACACAGCUUGGAAGAGGCUCAUUUAUUUCAGAACCAGACUGGAGUAAGGAAGAGGAAGAGGGGGAGGAAAAGUCCUGGAAGUUAAAAACACAUAGGAGGAAGAAGGCCAGGUGGCAACAGAUAAACUAUUUAGACCAUGAAGGUGGUUACCAGCCUGAUUUUCCCACUCAUUCUUGUUCUUCUCUGUGAAGUAAAUGGGCAGAGGCGCAGACCUCCAAAGAAGCGUGUUACUCCUCCACCUAUUGAACCUGUUGAGCCUACAGAGUUGCCUCCACCUUUGCCUCCCGGCCCCCCCUCAGUUUUCCCAGACUGCCCCAGAGAAUGCUUUUGCCCUCCAGAUUUCCCUUCAGCCUUGUACUGUGACAGCCGCAACCUACGGAAAGUGCCCAUCAUCCCAUCUAGGACCCAUUACCUUUACCUUCAGAACAACUUCAUUGAAGACCUUCCUGAAGAAUCCUUCAAGAAUGCCACAGAGCUGAGGUGGAUCAAUCUGGACAACAAUCGUAUCAAGAGGGUGGACAAGAGGGUACUGGAUAAGUUAGAGAGCCUUGUCUUUCUGUACCUGGAGAAGAACCAUCUUAGGGAAAUACCUAACAAUCUGCCUUCGAAUCUGGAGCAGCUUCGGCUGAGCAGAAACAGAAUCUCCAAGAUACCCCCUGGUGCCUUCAACAAGCUGGAGCACCUCAUCCUCCUAGAUCUCCAUAACAAUGAACUAAAUGAUGCAGUCUUCAACAAGAACACUUUCAAGGGGCUCAAGAAUCUCAUGCAACUCAACUUAGCUCGCAACAUACUAAGGAAGAUGCCACCUGGACUUCCCACUGCAGUCCACCAGCUUUUCCUAGAUAAGAACAACAUUACUGACAUCCCUGAAAAUUACUUCAAAGACUUUGCCAACUUGGCAUUCCUCAGGCUUAACUACAAUGGCCUCACUGAUAAAGGGCUUCCCAGGAACUCUUUCAAUAUCACUAACUUGCUGGUCUUGCAUCUGGCACACAACAAGCUUACGAACAUCCCCUACAUCAGCCCCAACCUGGAGCAUCUCUACUUGAAUGAUAAUUUAAUUGAAACUGUCAAUGGAACUCAGAUAUGCCCAAUUUCUCUGUUUGCUUUCCGAGAACCAUCCUCAGACCUCGACAAGGUGCCCCAUCUUCGCUACCUGCGCCUAGAUGGCAACCACCUGAAGCCACCCAUCCCCUUGGACCUGAUGAUGUGUUUCCGACUGUUGCAGUCUGUUAUUUUCUAAGCCUUGUAGCAAUUGCUACUCUCCUGGGACUUUGGCUUUGUGCAGUGACUUGAUUCCAGUCUAUGUUAGACAUGGGGAAUGUAUUCUGUCAUCUCUCUCUCACCUUACCUCACCAGUGCCUUCUUUUUUCUCCUCCAUUCUGCUUCUUACUCUCUUGGCUGCAGAAACUUUUUGUUUUCAGCGCAGCCCCUCCCUAUGCAGCAUCUUAUAAAUGUCCUAGGAUGUUGCCCAACUUGUAUCCACAAAAUAGCCACAAGUUACAGUAAAUCUGGCACCUCCUAUCUUUUAACUGAUAUCAAAUGUAGAGAACGGCAUAUACACAGCAUUUGCAGCGUUUGUGAUAUUGCCUUGCUGUCUUGAGCUUUACAUAGAAUUAUUGCCUCCCCACCAUGAUGAUAACAAGCUUAUAAAAGAAAUUAUGUUUUGCAUAACUCCCGGAAAGAAAAAGUAAAUGCAAUUUCAUUUCAGAAUGCCCUUUGUCUAGCAAUGAUUUUGAUAAAAGGAAUAGUCAGACUUGUUAGGUGGCAAUUGUAAGUGCAACAUAAGUAGAAGCCCUAUCCUGUAUGAAGUACUAUUGAGUACAUAAAUCCCAUGGAAUCGGGCAAGGUAUAUUGUGAAUACAAUGGAAAGAGAUUAGGAAUUGAUACUCUUCCUGGUUUUGCUCUUUGGCAUAGUACAGAUGAUGAUGCCACAACAAAACUGCAGGAAUGUACUGAAUAAUAAGAAUUAAUGUGAGCUCCAGCACCCAGAGUGCUUGAAAAGCACUGAGUCAAAGGGAAAUUGUUGUUCAACUUAUUUCCCACAACUGAGUUCCAGAGUCACUAUGGUGCUGUGAAUCAUUUUGCGUCUUCAACACUUAACAGUUUGUUUGAAUUAGAGAGAAUUUGGCACUAGAUAGGUUAGCAUUGGCUAGACAAAGCUGUUCUGACAUUUUCUUUUGCAUGAUAUGCCCCAACUGGUACCAUAUCAUGGUUUUGUGUCAGUUCCACUAUCCUUUUUUUUAAAUGAGUAGUGCCUCAGCGAUUUCUGUGCAGAUGUCACAAGGGAAAGCAUCUCCAGUUCUUCAAGAUAUGGCUCCUUGAAGCUUUCAAAUAAGAGUCUCUGGAUCAGUAACAGUGAAAGAAGGCUCUAGAUUAAUCCUUGCCAUCUGCAUCUAAAAGGAUCAGAUAGCAGCUGAUGUGAAAGACUCUUCUUCUUAAGUAAGAAGAGCCAAUUAAUUUUAGAAGAUAAUGUUUGCGCAGCCAAAAUACUGAGAAGAGGAGCAAGAAUGAAUAAAAAUGUACUUAAGGAGAGGCAUGUUUUAAGACAGGGGACCCCAACCUUUUCAAGGCUGCUGGAGCCUUUGGAAUUCUAACACAGAGUGAUGGGUGCCACCACAAAAUGACUGCCACAGGAGGCAGAGACAACUAAAAAUAUUGAGGUGAUACAUAGCUCUAAGUAGCUCUUCAACAUUACAUUUAAACUCUGUUUAACAGAUUGCCUUUUAAAAUGAACAUUAUACACACACACACACACAAAGAGUAACACCAUGAAGAUCCUUGAGCUAUGGUGACAACUGUUGAUGAGGCAACUUUUAAAAUCACUUGGCAGGUGGCAGGAAAGAUGUUGGUGAGUGCCAUAGCUCCCACACUGGGGCUCCCUGUUUAAAGGGGCAACUCUGCCUCACCUAAUCUCUAAGCAGCAGCAACCAGCAAAGGUAUCAAGGAGACCUAUGGUUGUUGUGGGUUUUCCGGGCUGUA